Lichtheimia ornata is the source of this 4002-nucleotide messenger RNA. RefSeq lists its product as uncharacterized. Gene Ontology annotation, molecular function: ATP binding; DNA binding; histone binding. The record is from RefSeq and is a predicted model, not a curated record. Gene Ontology annotation, cellular component: nucleus. Gene Ontology annotation, biological process: positive regulation of transcription by RNA polymerase II. The coding region runs from base 1 to 4002 and encodes 1333 amino acids. Lineage: Eukaryota; Fungi; Mucoromycota; Mucoromycetes; Mucorales; Lichtheimiaceae. The transcript is spliced from 17 exons.
AUGGCAAAUGCGAUCGUGAUGGCGCCCAUGGUUCCUACUAGUCUCACCAGCGAUAAACUUAAUGUCUUGCUUCAGCGAGCCAAGAGUCUCCAAUCUCAAGGAGCAACUGAGGAGAACAAUGUUGAAUAUGCUCAGAUCAUGGGCUUGUUGAAGAACUUGCAGAAUCAACAAAGGCAGGAUCGAAUGUCAGAAACCGCGCCUGUGGAACAAGGCCGAUCUAGAAACGUAGAUGCUACAGAUGCAGUGACCUUGAACCAGCAACAACUGGCAGCAUUGCGUUAUCAGAUCCUGGCAUACAAGUUGAUAUCAAAAAACAUGCCAUUACCUCAUCACCUUCAGCAAGCUCUUUUCAUGUCAUCAGAAAUGCAACGAGCUGAUAGCAGCAGCAGUACAUCGGAUGGCGUGGUGCCACAACAACAUGAUGACAUGUCGAGGAAUGGAACAGGUGUCUCGUCUACUGAUAGUGGACCCACAACGCCAGCUUCAGCUUCAUCCAUUACAGCAAAGGCUCUAGAUCAACCCAACAUGUCAUCAUCAUCAUCAUCACCAUCGCAACAACCGAACGCUUAUGCAUCACCUUACAACCUUGUCAAGAAACCAGUAUCUUCAACUGCUCAUGCUACACGACAACAUCGUCUCGUUAUUCCUAGUAUCACAUCGACAGGAAUGGAUCCUCAUAGCAUGAUCACUGAACGUGAGCGUCGUAUCAAAACGCAUGUCCAAUACCGUAUCUCAGAGCUUGAAAAACUACCGAGUAACUUGAUUAUGAGUUCCCCUGACAUCGGCAGCAGCAGCAGCAGCAGUAGCGAUGAUACAACAAUGCAAUCCAAUAGCAAGUUGAAAGCUGUGAUCGAACUCAAGGCUUUACGUUUACUUAAUCGACAACGAAAGCUUCGACAAGAGAUUAUUGGUGGUUUGGAUAAAUCGACCAUGUUGGCAACUUCUGUGGAUCGACUUGCUUAUCGACGCAUGAAGAAGCAAUCAUUGAGAGAAGCUCGCAUGACAGAAAAAUUGGAACGUCAGCAGCGUAUUGAACGUGAUCAACGUGAACGACAAAGCCGCCUUGAAUCUUUGCAAAAAGUGUGCGAUCAUGGUCGCAACUUGUUGGCCACUCGACGUGCUUGGUUGGCAAAACAAUCCAAGUUGGGCCGUGCCGUAUUGCAAUAUCAUCAGCAUAUCCAAAAGGAAGAAGAAAAGAAGCAAGAGCGUAUCUCUCGUGAACGUAUUCGUGCUCUCAAGAAUGAUGACGAAGAAGCCUACAUGAAACUCAUUGAUGAAGCCAAGGAUACUCGUCUCACCCAAUUGUUGCGUCAAACGGGCGUCUUUUUGGAAUCGCUUACCAAGUCAGUGGUGGAGCAACAGCAUGAGAUUGUCCAAUUAGGCGAAUACACACCCCUACCACAGGAAACAGUAGAUGAGGAUGACACCGAAGAGGGUGAGAGCAAGGUGGAUUACUUCCAAGUGACUCAUCGCAUCAAGGAGGAAGUUUCUCAGCCAACGAUUUUGAAGGGUGGUACCUUGAAGGAAUAUCAGCUCAAAGGCUUGCAAUGGAUGGUGUCUUUGUACAACAACAAUUUGAAUGGCAUCUUGGCAGAUGAAAUGGGUCUCGGCAAGACAAUUCAAACCAUCAGCUUGAUCACCUACAUCAUUGAAAAGAAAAAGCAAAAUGGACCCUUCCUUAUUGUUGUGCCUCUUUCAACAUUGACCAACUGGGCCUUGGAAUUCUCAAAGUGGGCUCCAGAUGUCAAGACCGUUGUAUACAAGGGACCCCCCAAUGUUCGAAAGGCGUUGCAAGCGGAUAUCCGUUUCGGUGAAUUCCAGGUGCUUCUUACGACCUUUGAGUACAUCAUCAAGGAUCGCCCUAUUCUUAGCAAGAUCCGUUGGUUGCAUUUGAUUAUUGAUGAAGGUCACCGCAUGAAGAACACCAACUCGAGACUUGUCCAAGUGCUUCGCCAAUUUUAUCAUACUCGCUAUAGACUCAUUUUGACCGGUACACCGCUUCAGAACAAUCUUCCAGAAUUGUGGGCUUUGCUCAACUUUAUUUUGCCAAAGAUUUUCAAGAGUGUCAAGAGCUUCGAGGAAUGGUUCAAUACUCCUUUCAAUAAUCAAGGCGUACAAGAUCGUAUUUCUCUGAAUGAAGAAGAACAAUUGCUGAUUAUCAAGCGUCUUCACAAGGUGUUGCGACCUUUCUUGCUACGUCGUCUCAAGAAGGAUGUUGAAUCCGAGUUACCAGAUAAGGUGGAGCGUGUCAUCAAGUGCAAGUUGUCAGCCCUCCAAACCAAGCUAUAUUCUCAAAUGAAGAAGUCUGGCAUCUUGUACACUGCAUCCGGCGAAAAGGGUAAAACGGGCAUUAAGGGCUUGAACAACACCAUCAUGCAACUCCGCAAAAUCUGCAACCAUCCAUUUGUGUUUGAAGAGGUGGAGAACGAGGUGAACCCGCAUCAACAAUCCGAUGAUUUGCUUUUCCGUGUCUCCGGCAAGUUUGAACUGUUGGAUCGCAUGCUACCUAAAUUGAAGGCCACAGGCCACAGAGUCUUGAUUUUCUUCCAAAUGACGCAAAUUAUGACCAUCAUGGAAGAUUAUCUUCAUUAUCGUGGGUUCCAAUACCUGCGCUUGGAUGGCUCAACUAAGGCUGAUGAUCGAUCCGAUUUGUUGCACAAGUUCAAUGCACCCGAUUCCCCCUAUUUCGUCUUUUUGUUGAGUACUCGAGCUGGUGGUCUUGGUUUGAACCUGCAAGCAGCCGAUACGGUCAUCAUCUUUGAUUCGGACUGGAAUCCACAUCAGGAUUUGCAGGCUCAGGAUCGUGCCCAUCGUAUCGGUCAAACCAAGGAAGUGCGCAUUUUCCGAUUGAUCUCUACCAAUUCGAUCGAAGAAAACAUUCUUGCUCGAGCCAACUACAAGCUUGAUAUUGAUGGCAAGGUUAUCCAGGCUGGUAAAUUCGACAAUCGGAGUACAGAGGAGGACCGUGAAGCAUUCCUGCGCUCUCUCUUGGAAGAUAAAACGGAUGAACAAGCUGAGGAAGAUGAUGAAGAAGUGGAUGAUGAAGAAUUGAAUGAAAUCAUCAAACGAGGCGAUGAAGACUUGGUGGUUUUCAACAAGAUGGAUAUGGAACGACGUCGUGAAGAAAAUGAAUUCCGUCGACGUGCACGUGCUCAAGGCGAGAAAUGGGAACGUCUUAUCCAAGAAGAAGAGUUGCCUGAAAUUUAUCAACACGAUGAGGUGCCAGCCGACGAUGAGAGUCCAUCACUUGAAAUGGGACGUGGGCAACGUUCACGUGAUCGCGUGCGUUAUGAUGAUGGAUUGACAGAAGAACAAUGGUUAAAUGCUUUGGAAGAUGAUAACGUUGAUUUGGACGACUUGAUUGCAAAGAAAGAAGCCAGACGACGAAGGAGAUUGGAGAAGCUUAAAGCAAAACAGGCUGGCCUGUUGGAUACUGAAUCAAACUCAAGCCCAAGACGUGGUCGUCGUCCCAAUGCCCCUGAUGUUUCAUCAUCCACCGAGAACAAUACACCAAGAAAACGAGGUCGACCAAGACGUGUUGACACUGAGGCACAACAACAACAACCACGUUCAUACAAGCGGAUAAAGAAAGAACCAGAGCUCGAUGGACCUGAUACACUACCAGAAGACAAGCGAGCUGAAAUAACACGCAUAUUCAACGAAUGUAUCAAGGUCGUCGAGGAAGCAACCGAAAUAGAUGAAGAUGGUGAUGAGCGAUUGAGAUGUGAACUCUUCAUGGACCUUGUCAGCAAGAGAGAGUACCCAACGUAUUAUGAUAUGAUCAAGAACCCGAUGUCAAUGAACAUGAUCAAACGAAGAGUGAAUUCUCCUUAUUACAAGACCGUUGAGCAAUUCCGCGAUGAUUUCAUUCUCAUGUGUGACAAUGCACGCACUUUUAACGAGGAAGGUUCCUUUGUUUAUGAGGAUGCCAACAUUAUGCAGAAAAUGUUCUUGGACAAAUUGAAAGACUUGUAUCCUCAAAUCGAUAGCCUAUCAUCAUAG